AGCCACCCCCUGUCCCUUCUUUAUGCUUGACCCCUAUGGACAGAGGACUUUGUAGAGCCAAAGAGUUAAGAUUUUUCUACAACCCCUCAACUGGAAGAUGUCGCCCAUUUAGCUACAGUGGUUGUGGUGGGAAUGAAAACAAUUUCACCUCCAGAAAGUCAUGUUUGAGGAGCUGCAAGAAAG
Apaloderma vittatum (bar-tailed trogon) is the source of this 183-nucleotide messenger RNA. Its product is annotated as tissue factor pathway inhibitor-like. The transcript has a single exon. Gene Ontology annotation, molecular function: serine-type endopeptidase inhibitor activity. NCBI's taxonomy places the organism in Eukaryota, Metazoa, Chordata, Aves, Trogoniformes, Trogonidae. The annotation marks the transcript as partial. The record is from RefSeq and is a predicted model, not a curated record.